This is a messenger RNA of Neoarius graeffei (lesser salmon catfish), 3437 nucleotides long. It is a transcript of the gene cebpg, whose product is annotated as CCAAT enhancer binding protein gamma. Gene Ontology annotation, biological process: DNA-templated transcription; regulation of transcription by RNA polymerase II. NCBI's taxonomy places the organism in Eukaryota, Metazoa, Chordata, Actinopteri, Siluriformes, Ariidae. The record is from RefSeq and is a predicted model, not a curated record. The transcript is spliced from 3 exons. Gene Ontology annotation, molecular function: RNA polymerase II cis-regulatory region sequence-specific DNA binding; DNA-binding transcription factor activity, RNA polymerase II-specific. The coding region runs from base 249 to 731 and encodes 160 amino acids.
CUCCCAGCCAGGCACGGUUUAGUGGAAACCAAACAAUAACAGCUUCUCUGAUACUUCCGUCCUGUUCGGAGGAAAAUAACCUGUUUAAUUGUUGUAUGUGUGGAUCAGUGAUAAGGUUUCAACCUUGUUAAGGAACGUACAGGUGCGCAGUCGCAACCAGCAGCAACCAACCUUUGGACAGCGUUCAGCACCAUCCAGCGGCAGGCGAAGGUGCAGGCGUGAGAGUUAGAGAGAGGCAGCAGAUCCAAAUGAGCAAGCAGCCGCAGCAGAAGUUAACCAACACAGAUCAGAACGGAGUGAGUGUCAUACAGAGCCAGGCUCAUAGCAGUGUCGUGCAAACUGCAGGAGCUACAGCAGGACUGCAGCAGGUUCCUCAACUCGUCCCAGUCAGCCCCGGAGGAGGUGGCAAAGCCACGUCACCCAGCAAGAUGAAGAAGACGAUGCUGGACAAGGACAGCGAGGAAUACAGGCAGCGGCGCGAACGCAACAACCUGGCCGUGAAGAAGAGCCGCAUGCGCAGCAAGCAGAAGGCGCAGGACACGCAGCAGCGUGUCAACGAGCUUAAAGAGGAGAACGAGAGAUUGGAGGCCAAGAUCAAGCUGCUCAGCAAAGAGCUCAGUGUGCUCAAAGACCUGUUCCUGGAGCACGCACACAACCUGGCUGACAACGUGCAGCCUGCUACCGCAGCAACCGUCGCCCCCGGAGACCUCUGUAACAACAACAACCAGUGAGAUCGAGUGACUUGUUCGGGGCGCCAACUCUGUACUAUAAUAAUCUCGGUUAACCUUUUUCUUAAGGAAAUGGAAGCUUUCCUGAUUGUUUUUUAGGCCGUUUGCAUUUCACAAGAAUGAAGCUUUCCCUUUAGGCUUGAGAUUAAAAAAAAGAAAAUAAUCAAUAAUAUUUAAUUAUGAGCACUCUGGACUUUAAAACAAGUACAAGAUGGUUUAUUUCCCAAACUGAAACAUCAGAAACACUGCAUGAUUUUGGAUUGGAAUUGGGUGGGGUUUUUUCUUUUUUUUUUCUUUUUUUUUCCUCUUCUCAAUUCAUAAGCUUUUUCACGAUCCCUCUCGUCUUUCUUCCUAUCGUCCUCUUUUUUGACGCGGUGUAUAAAUAAGCGUGGAGGGAACGCGGAAAAGUAUUAGCACAGCUUAGGAAUGCCGUAGGUUUGGAUUUUGUUUCCGUUUAUGACUACAGCGAGUCACUCGGGGAGACAGCAUCGAAAACAAGCAGCAGAUUUUCGCAAAAGCCUCGCCGCAGGUCCGUGACAGCUUUUCAAAUUCAUAAGAAUCUCUCCAAGCAUGUUCGGGCAAAUCGAUCCAACUCUCACAAGGCAGCAGCAAAGAAAAAAGACGCAAAGAAGAGACAAAAGGAGCAGUGUCCUGGAAACAGACGGAUAGAUUUUAAUUAUACCUGAGGGCUGUUUUAAAGGGGCUUUCCCUCCUCCAUCUCCUUGGAUGAUAUCUUUGUUAUAAGCGCGUUUUGUUUAACUUAAGAAGACAGGGACUCAGGCCGCGAGGGAUGUGCGCGAUCAGGGAAAUCGGACGGUCGUGUCCAACUUUGACGUGAAAUUGCAGGGGUGGACAAAUCAAUAGCCCGGGACAAGAGAGAAAUAAGUACACAGCAACUUCUUUUCCUUUAUUGGCUUUCAUGAAACAGAAUAUAUGGUGUUUUGGUACGUAGUCGUGUUUAAACGUAGCACGCUUUGUGUGAUGCGUCUCGACUGUGUAACUACAGCAAGCUUAUGUACAAUACACAUCAGUUGAGACGGUCUGACUCGCAGGUGUGCCGAAAACCGUGCAGAAAUAAAGUGAAGCACAAAGCUGAAGUGUAUGAGAAAUCAAGGCGCGACCCAGGCGGACGGAAGAUCACAUCUCGUGCCUAACGACUUUUCAUGUCAAGGGCACGAACACGAUGUGCUACAUGAGCGUAACCAUGUCGAUCGUCACUCUUGGUGCAUUUACUGGCAUUUAGCAGACGCUGUUAUCCAGAGCGACGUACAACAUACCUAGAGCAGCCUGGGGAGCAGUUGGGGGUUUGGUGCCUUGCUCAAGGGCACUUCAGCCAUUCCUGCUGGGCCAGGGAAUCGAACUGGCAACCUUAUGGUCCCAAAGCCACUUCUCUCACCAUUUAGGCUGUGGCGUCCAGCCCUAAUGGUUAGAGAAGCUUAAUUAGAGAAUUAUCUCACCGUACGUUAUUUUAGCUGUCGGUUUUAUAGCCGUCAGUUAGAUUUCCAGGCAAACAGAUCGUGGAACUGGGAGGCUACAUUAAUGAUUUGUCCACCUGUGAACUGCAUACAGAUGUAAAUAAUGUUGGAUGAUAUUUUUAUUUUAUUUUUAAAGUUGUUGUUCUGUAUGGAAGAAACGAUCCCUGAAAUUGUCCCAAAGAAAGAACUUUUCUAUUAUGUCCAUAUUUCUUGGAAAAAAAAAAAAAUCAAGCUCGUGCUUAGAGAGUUGGAGCUCUGUCCUGGGACGGAGGAAUCAGACAGCGUGGACAGCCUGAGUGUGUGUGGAGUGCGUUGCAUCAGACCGAAGAGCAGACAGCGCUGGCGUUAACAAAAGCCGUUAAAUUGCACUUGAGCCUCAAACCCGUCUUACAAAACUAUCCGAGAGAGAGAGAGGGAGGGAUGGGAUAGGAUGGGUUGGUUUGGGACGAGACGCAUGCUGUCUGGGGUGUUGGUUGAAUUUAAAAAAACAACCCAAACUGAUUUCAUCAGCGCAGCAACCCGCGGUCCGGUCUGUCUGAGUCUCUGUCUGAUGCGUGUUUGUGUGUUUGUCUCGGCACACAGCGAAGGCUCAGACACCGAUGGUGCAUUCUUACUGACUCAUUGAUUGGGCUUCUGAAAAAUACAGAAGCAUGCAGUGAUUAAAAAAAUAAAUAGUUCUUUAGUAUCUGUAAUCUUUAAUCAUUCAUUUUUUUUUUCUCAGUUCUCUGACAGCCAAAAUCUUUCUAGCAUUUCUACACUGACUUUUUGUACCUCAGGCGAUGCCACUAAAGAGACUUUCAUGUAUUUGUACACCUGUUUUAAAGAAAAGACGAUUUAAAAAAAUAAAACCCACAAAGUACACAAGGUGAUUUUAGUGAGAAUUUAAGCUUUUUUUUUUUUUUUCCCUCUUAGAUUCUUUUGUAAUAUUCUUUUGUCAUUUUCUAUAUCUUUUUAGGUUUAAAAGGUUUGGAGAAAAAAAAAAAGCAUGAUGCAUGGUUAAAGCACUGUUCAGGAAAAAAUAAUGCACAAUGUGUUAUCAGAUUCGGCUUUGAACUGGGAGUGGAGCGUGAAGAAAAAAAAAAAGCAUAUCAAAGAAACGAUUGUUGUCCAUGUCAUGUUCCUCAAAUAUUUGAUUAGCAUUUUUGCUGAAGUAUGAGCGUUGCUGGCCAACUUGCUUUUUUAUAUGACAGGGUUAUUGUGCAUUGUAAAUUAAAAAUUGAUUAUAAACUGUCAA